This is a messenger RNA of Xenopus laevis (African clawed frog), 1133 nucleotides long. It is a transcript of the gene opnpt.L, whose product is annotated as parietopsin L homeolog. The record is from RefSeq and is a predicted model, not a curated record. Bases 59 to 1090 code for a protein of 343 amino acids. Gene Ontology annotation, molecular function: G protein-coupled receptor activity. The transcript is spliced from 4 exons. NCBI's taxonomy places the organism in Eukaryota, Metazoa, Chordata, Amphibia, Anura, Pipidae. Gene Ontology annotation, cellular component: membrane. Gene Ontology annotation, biological process: phototransduction; G protein-coupled receptor signaling pathway; signal transduction.
AAGGAGCAGUCAGACCUAUGGUUGAGAGAGAAGAACUUGAAAGAGCAGUUGGUUCAUCAUGGAUGGCAAUAGCACCAUGCCUGGCAUAGCCGAUAACUUCACAGUGAUGCCCACAAUAUUUCCAAGAUCAGGAUACAGCAUUCUGUCCUUCAUAAUGUUCUUAAAUGCAGUGUUUUCCAUUUGCAACAAUGUUUUAGUAAUAUUAGUGACUCUAAGAUACCCUCAGCUUCGUAACCCUAUCAAUAUUUUCAUAUUGAACCUUUCAUUUUCAGACCUAAUGAUGACAUUGUGUGGAACUACCAUAGUAGUCAGCACAAAUUACUAUGGUUACUUCUACCUUGGGCAACAGUUCUGUAUUUUCCAGGGAUUUGCUGUCAACUACUUUGGAAUUGUUUCCUUGUGGUCUCUAACUCUGUUAGCCUAUGAGAGGUAUAAUGUUGUAUGUGCGCCUAUUGGAGCGCUAAAGAUGAGUCCCAAAAGAGGUUUCCAAGGACUGGUGUUCAUCUGGCUUUUUUGCCUCUUUUGGGCAGUUGCUCCACUUUUUGGUUGGAGUUCUUACGGCCCAGAAGGCGUUCAGACAUCCUGCUCCAUUGGAUGGGAGGAGAGGUCCUGGAGCAACUACAGCUAUAUAAUAACUUAUUUCCUCACAUGUUUUAUCAUUCCCGUGGGAAUAAUAGGAUUCUCAUAUGGAAGUAUCCUGCAGUCUUUACAUAAGUUGAACAGAAAAAUUGAACAACAAGGAGGAAAGACCAACCCACAAGAAGAAGUGCGAGUAGUUGCCAUGGUCCUUUUCAUGGUACUUGCUUUCAUGAUAUGCUGGUUGCCAUACACAGUGUUUGCCCUCAUUGUCGUUAUUAAUCCACAACUUUAUAUUUCACCGCUUGCUGCAACUCUUCCUACUUAUUUUGCCAAGACCAGCCCUGUCUACAAUCCAAUCAUUUACAUCUUUCUAAACAAGCAGUUCCGAAGCUGUGCUGUUGAGUGUUUAACCUGUGGCCACAUCCAACUUGAAAGCCAGGAAGAGAAUACAGAGUCUGUUCAAGUACAAAACACACUGAACCCCAAAACCAAUCAAGUGGCUCCAGCAUAGUGACUUUUAAUAAUAAAAGUUGAAAGAUUUGCAUUUGAUUUGA